Molecule: messenger RNA, 726 nt
Organism: Ectocarpus siliculosus
Lineage: Eukaryota; Phaeophyceae; Ectocarpales; Ectocarpaceae
Source: the annotation of a GenBank genome assembly
AUGUUCUUGGGCGUCUCCCAACAGACUCUCUUUCUUUCUUUCGGGACCCACCAGCCGGAGCCUGUGGAAGAUGAUGAAGAGGAGAGGAGAAUGAGCGGAAUUUCGUUGACAAGGCCGUUCCCAAGGAUCGUGAAGGCUUCACACGUGCUGGGGUGGAUCCUUGUUGCCGCGGGGUCAGCGGAGAUUGUGGUCGGAGCCCUCAUCUUCAACGACUGGAAAUACGCGGGCGGCUUCUGGGUGGGGUUCAUGGCUUUGGCGGCGGGGGUGGCUGGGACGUGUGUUUCCAUCACGGAGCACUCUGGCGGGUUUCCCACUGCGGCGUUCUUCUUCCAAUCGGCCAUGUGCCUAGUGGCUGCUACGCUGUCGCUGGUGCUGGUGGAUGGUCUAGUUUAUAGCAAGGUGCAAUCGACCGAGGGGAACUGCGUGGACACGUCGUCAUGCCUAGAUGAUAUCUGUGGUGGAUAUGAUUGCGUCUGCUGGGAGCCGGAUGGGUCGACUGAUUGCUUCGACGGGACAUCAACGCGAACCUGCUUGCAGUACCAAGGCAGCAGUUGCGACGAGAUUGAGGACUCCGAGUCGCUGCUGGCAGCGUCGACCUUCCUCCAUAUCAUCAUCAUGGCUCUCGUGGCUAUUGCGAUGCUUGUGACUUCCGCCACCUGCUGCGGCUGCAAGUACACGGUUCUCCUUCGAAGAGAGGAUGGCGUUACCCGGGUACACCGGUUGUGA